AACCUGGCUUCAGAUGCUCGGAUGAGCUCGAGUCCCGGUGCCACGGCUCGCGCGCGUCGCACCGCCCGCACGUGUCCGACGGAGGACCCCCGAUCGCCGGUCGUGAUCCAUGUCCAUCACACACCUGUGCGUGCGCGUGUCGCCCCCCCGGACGUUCCGCCCUCACCUGUCGCCAUCCUCUCGUCUUCUUGCGCACACGUAGACGCGCAAUAACGGGAACGCGCGGCUUCCGACGGCUGAGAGGAGAGGGGGUUGCGUGUGGAGUCCUCCACGCCCGUAUUAUGUCUGCACUUCGAAAGAAAUUUGGGGACGACUACCAGGUAGUGACCACCUCGUCGAGCGGCUCCGGGUUCAACCAGCCGGCGGCCGAGAAGAAGAAGAAGAGGCAGCGCUUCGUGGACAAGAACGGCCGAUGCAACGUGCAGCACGGCAACCUGGGCGGGGAGACGAGCAGGUACCUGUCGGACCUCUUCACCACGCUGGUGGACCUCAAAUGGCGCUGGAACCUCUUCAUCUUCAUCCUCACCUACACGGUGGCGUGGCUCUUCAUGGCCUCCAUGUGGUGGGUCAUCGCCUACAUCAGGGGGGACCUCAACAGGGCCCACGAUGACAAGUACACGCCGUGCGUGGCCAACGUGUACAACUUCCCCUCGGCCUUCCUCUUCUUCAUCGAGACGGAGGCCACCAUCGGCUACGGCUACAGGUACAUCACGGACAAGUGUCCCGAGGGCAUCAUCCUCUUCCUCUUCCAGUCCAUCCUGGGCUCCAUCGUGGACGCCUUCCUCAUCGGCUGCAUGUUCAUCAAGAUGUCCCAGCCCAAGAAGAGGGCCGAGACGCUCAUGUUCAGCGAGCACGCGGCCAUCUCCAUGCGGGACGGCAAGCUGACCCUCAUGUUCAGGGUGGGCAACCUGCGCAACAGCCACAUGGUGUCUGCCCAGAUCCGCUGCAAGCUGCUCAAAUCACGGCAGACGCCCGAGGGCGAGUUCCUCCCCCUGGACCAGCUGGAGUUGGACGUGGGCUUCAGGACCGGAGCCGAUCAGCUCUUCCUCGUGUCGCCCCUCACAAUCUGUCACGUGAUCGACAGUCGCAGCCCCUUCUACGAACUCUCCCAGAGGUCCAUGCAGACCGAGCAGUUUGAGAUCGUCGUCAUCCUCGAAGGGAUUGUGGAGACCACAGGUAUGACUUGCCAGGCGCGGACGUCCUACACGGAGGACGAGGUCCUCUGGGGUCACCGCUUCUUCCCGGUCAUUUCCCUGGAGGAGGGUUUCUUCAAGGUGGACUACUCCCAGUUCCACGCCACCUUUGAGGUUCCCACGCCCCCCUACAGCGUAAAGGAGCAGGAGGAGGCCUUGUUGCUCUCCUCCCCGCUGACAGCACCCUCCCUGAGCAACAGCGGCGAACGGGACACCUCUCUGGACGGCCUGGAGACGCUGGCCGACGCAGCCACGGAGAGCACCACCAAGCUGCCCUCUAAGCUGCAGCGGAUGACGGGGCGCGAGGGACUGCCGCGGAAGCUACUGCGCAUGAGCUCCACUGCCUCGGAGAUGACCUACAGCUUGGGUGAGCUGCCCGUCAAGUUGCAGCGCAUCAGCUCCGUGCCCGGCGUCUCCGAGGAGCGGCCAGCCGCCGGCAGGGUGGCGCGGCCCAUCGCCGAGCCCAUCAGCCAAUCCGUGGCGGACUUGCCGCCAAAGCUGCAGAAACUGGCCGGGGGAGGAGGGGGAGUGGUCGGAGUGGGGGUCGGGGGACGCAUGGACGGACACCUCCCCCCAAAACUCAGGAAGAUGAACUCGGACCGCUUUACGUAG
Molecule: messenger RNA, 1805 nt
Organism: Scleropages formosus (Asian bonytongue)
Lineage: Eukaryota; Metazoa; Chordata; Actinopteri; Osteoglossiformes; Osteoglossidae
Product: G protein-activated inward rectifier potassium channel 1-like
Exons: 3
Coding region: 282-1805 (507 amino acids)
Biological process (GO): potassium ion import across plasma membrane; regulation of monoatomic ion transmembrane transport
Cellular component (GO): plasma membrane
Molecular function (GO): G-protein activated inward rectifier potassium channel activity
Source: RefSeq, a predicted model, not a curated record